AUUCAACGGCCGCAACUCCUGCACUGAUGUCGGCAGCGGUGGUUUUAGCCGCUGUCCUUGGCGGUGGGGUUUUCUUCAUCGCCCGGAGGAUCAUAUUCAGGCGGAAAGCGCUGAGAUUAAUGAGCUACCCCCCGGCUCUGAUGCGCGGAAAGACCGUGAUCGUGACCGGGGCAAACUGCGGCAUCGGGAAGGCGACCGCGGCGGAGCUGCUGAAGCUGCAGGCCCGCGUGAUCAUGGCUUGUCGGGACAGGCAGAGGGCGGAGGACGCGGCCCGGGACAUCCAGAAUCAGGCCGGUACAAGUCAGGGAGAAAUCGUCAUCAAACACUUGGAUCUCGCGUCCCUCCAGUCUGUGCGCAGAUUCUGCGAGGAAGUGAUCAGGGAGGAGCCAAGAAUUGAUGUUCUUAUCAACAACGCUGGCCUCUACCAGUGUCCCUACAGUAAAUCAGAAGAGGGCUUCGAAAUGCAACUGGGAGUGAACCACCUGGGUCACUUUCUUCUGACCAACCUCUUGCUGGACCUCCUGAAGCAGUCGUCUCCCAGCCGCGUCGUCGUGGUCUCCUCCAAACUCUACAAGUAUGGGAGCAUCAACUUUGAGGACCUGAACAGCGAACAGAGCUACAACAAAUCUUUCUGCUACAGCCAGAGCAAGCUCGCCAACCUGCUUUUCACUCGCGAGCUGGCCCGCAGGCUGGAUGGCACUGAGGUAACUGUAAACGCCCUCACUCCGGGUAUCGUAAGAACCAGAUUGGGCCGGCAUGUCAACAUCCCCCUGCUGAUUAAGCCUCUUUUUUGGCUGGUCUCCUGGUUGUUCUUUAAAAGCCCACUGGAGGGUGCUCAGACCCCACUCUACCUGGCAUGCUCGCCUGAAGUUGAAGGUGUGUCUGGAAAAUGCUUUGCUAAUUGCGAAGAAGAACAAUUGCUUUCUAAGGCCACCGAUGACCAUGCGGCUAAGCGGCUAUGGGACCUGAGUGAAAGCAUGGUGGGCCUUAGAAGGUGAAAGAAAGAUCCCUUCACAUUUGUGGCAAUUUUAAGCCUUGGAAAAACAAUGCAGUCGAUUCUUUUUGGGUUGUGUUUUUGGCCAAGUACCUGAGGGACUUACUGGAUAAGAGACAGGAAAUUAAAAUGUCCAUCUGUUCGCCGUAUCUUUGCUGCAGUGUUUUCAGAGAUGGCCUCGGGCUUGUGACUCACUCUUCUCUGUGAAUGAGAGCCGGAAAGUAUCGAGUCCAACAUAUCCCUUGAAUACAAAUGACAGCAGCAACGUGCCUAAGAAACAUGUGGCUCCGUGCUAACAAGAACACAGAGGACCACUGCAUAUAUCUCGACGUAGAUUAACCAAGUGCGGAUUGUUGUUCUGCAAUUAAUUGAGCAGAGCUAUUCAUCCAUGAAGUGAACUAGUUACAUUUCAGCCUCUCAGAAUCUCAUCUUUUCAUAAUGCCAUGGAGUAAACUGCUACCCUGUGACUUAUUCACGAUAUAUUUAAAUAUGAUUGUGCCAUUCCGGAGUUGGCACAUAAUCAAAAAGGAAACACGUAGGCUGUUGCUUUGCGGAUAGUGGACUUAAAAAAGGAGCCAGCAUAUUGGCUGUGUAUUUUGCAUUGCCUCUGCUAUAAAUUGCUGUGUAUUAGCCAUUAUUAGAUAUAUUUCAUUUGCGGUGCCGUAGGGAGUUUACUAACUACAGUCUUUAAUCACACGCACUAACAUGACAUGGUUUGAUUGUAAAUGCAGUGCUUCGGAUAUACUCUAAAGAUUGAAUAAAUGGACAAAAAUG
Danio rerio (zebrafish) is the source of this 1768-nucleotide messenger RNA. It is a transcript of the gene rdh14b, whose product is annotated as retinol dehydrogenase 14b. Lineage: Eukaryota; Metazoa; Chordata; Actinopteri; Cypriniformes; Danionidae. Gene Ontology annotation, molecular function: all-trans-retinol dehydrogenase (NADP+) activity. Gene Ontology annotation, biological process: retinol metabolic process. The record is from RefSeq and is marked provisional.